Cotesia congregata is the source of this 2883-nucleotide messenger RNA. Lineage: Eukaryota; Metazoa; Arthropoda; Insecta; Hymenoptera; Braconidae. The record is from the annotation of a GenBank genome assembly.
AUGACGGAGGACAUGUUAGGAGCUGAUAUCUGCCGAGUGUGUAGAUCAGAAGGUCUAUCGGAUCGACCACUCUUCCACCCAUGUAUCUGCACUGGCAGUAUCAAGUGGAUCCAUCAGGAAUGUUUACUUCAGUGGAUGAGAUACUCGAGAAAAGAGUACUGUGAAUUAUGUGGCCACAGAUUUUCGUUUACGCCGAUUUACAGCCCAGAUAUGCCGCGACGUUUACCUUUGAAGGACGUCGUCGGCGGGUUAUUUUCGAGUGUCGUAACAGCUGUCAGUUACUGGUUUCAUUAUACUUUGGUGGCAUUGGCAUGGCUGGGUCUGGUACCUUUGACUGCUUGUCGUACUUAUCGGGCAUUAUUUAGUGGAUCAUUAGAUCUAGUAAGAAUAAUGUCACUACCCAUGGACAUGCUGUCACUCGACAACAUAUCAUCAGACGUGUUCCACGGGUGCUUCGUCGUAACUUGUACUUUGUUUGCCUUCAUCGGACUGGUAUGGUUGCGAGAGCAGAUCCUACACGCAGGUGGACCUGAUUGGUUGGAAAGAAAUGUCCAGCAGUUACCAGCGGCUGGAAAUAAUCAAGCGGCCGUAGGACAGCAACAGGUACAAGAUCUUCCUGGACAACCCGAAGUCCGAGGUGACAACAACAAUGUCCCGCCAUUCGUUGACGAACCUCCGCGUCCAGCAGACGGUAACGACGAUGACGAACAGCCGAUGUACCGCGAAGUCGCUGACAACAGUCCCAAUAACGCAGUUGCAGCCGAGGCUGAAGAACCUAAUAACGAAAAUGAAAAUCCUGAAGAAGCUCAAGGUGACGGAGCCGCAGUAGGAUGGCGCGGACAAGUGCAGGAUCAAGCUCAAGCCCCCGGAGAAGCCGAGGAAGCCAACUGGAAUCCAAUGGAAUGGGACAGACCUGCUGAAGAACUUACUUGGGAACGUCUACUCGGACUAGACGGUUCGCUUUUAUUUCUGGAGCACGUUUUUUGGGUGAUUUCUUUAAACACUGUAUUCAUUCUGGUGUUUGCUUUUUGCCCUUACACCUUCGGGUACUACACAAUUGCCGCCCUGGGACUUAAAGAACACGCCGCUGCAUCGCACUUCGAAGGAUUGGUAACGACACUCUGCGGGUACGGCGUAAUCGGAGCCAUCCUUGUGAUUUUGCACACAAUAGCCGCACUAUUUGGUUUGCAACGUUCGCAGCGUGUCUUAGGGCUGGGUUACGUAGUUGUGAAAGUAUCUCUGCUCUCGGUAGUCGAGAUUGGAGUGCUGCCUCUGGUCUGUGGCUGGUGGCUCGACAUUUGCUCAUUGGCUAUGUUUGACGCGACACUGAAGGACCGUGAGUCGUCAUUCCGACUAGCGCCAGGAACAUGUAUGUUUAUUCACUGGCUCGUUGGGAUGGUAUACAUCUACUACUUCGCUUCCUUCAUCCUCUUGCUCCGCGAAGUGCUAAGACCUGGCGUACUAUGGUUCCUGCGGAACUUGAAUGAUCCAGACUUCUCCCCAAUUCAGGAGAUGAUUCACUUGCCGAUUCUACAGCACGUACGUAGACUGAUAGUGUCUGCGGUUAUCUUCGGCACGGCUAUUUUACUGAUGCUCUGGCUGCCAAUCAGGCUCUUGAGAUGGGCAUGGCCUGGGUUUUUACCUUACACAGUGACCGUGCAGACUGAGUCUCAAGUAAGCGAGUUAUCAUUGGAGCUACUGCUUUUGCAAGUGAUUUUACCGGCGUUGCUAGAGCAAUCGCACACGCGAACCUGGCUAAAGGCACUAAUUCGAGGAUGGUGUCAAGCUGUCGCCUGGAUACUCGACCUUCAGUCUUAUUUGCUGCGUGACCAGCGAGAUGAUCAGCAAGGACCCGCUGUAAUUGAAGAACCACAGCACCCAGGACUGGGCGCCGCUCAUCAAGCAGCAGCUCAGCAAGCUCAGAUGCUGCAUCGAGACAUUCCUACUGGUUAUCAACCAUAUGUACGGACAAAAUGGUUUCCGGCGAGACUUGUUGGACUGUUGAUAUGUGUCUGUAUUUCUCUGGUAAUUGCCAGUCUCAUUGCUAUGACUUUGCCAGUCUGGUUGGGACGCAGGGUUAUGGCACUAUGGAUGGUUGGAGCUCCUGCACCUUCACCACCUGUUUUACCACCAACUCUAUCAGUAAAUAGUGUAGGCGAAGCCAUGGUCGUAUUCUCAGGACGAGUUCACGAGAUUUAUACCGUCGCUUGCGGUACUUACGUUUGUUGGGCAGCAGCUCGUGGGCUAGCUCUCGCACUUUCAUGGUUACCUCGCGGUCGGCGAGCAAUCUUGGACAGAAUAAAACAUUGGGCGAUUGUUAGCGUGAGAGCUUCGAUAGCUUUUGUUCUGCUGGUCGGCGUAAUACCGUUGCUAUUUGGCCUUUUAUUAGAAUUAGUGGUAGUGGUACCGCUCCGGGUACCUUUGGAACAAAAUCCCAUUUUAUUUAUAUGGCAAGAUUGGGCACUAGGUGUUCUUUACACUAAAAUAGCGACGGCCGUGAUAAUGAUGGGUCCCGAGUGGCGACUUCGUACUGCUAUUGAAAAGGCUUACAAUGACGGUGUCAGGGAAAUGGAUCUUAAAUUCAUAAUAAAAGAAAUAGCAGCGCCUGUUAUUUGUGUCUUUGGACUGGCACUAGCAGUACCUUAUGCCUUUGCUUAUGGUAUUGUACCAUUAUUCGUAACAAAUUUACAAACACAAAUACUGAUCGCUAGAUGUCUUUAUUCCGUACUACUUUGGAUAAUAUUUGUUUGUGUUUUGAUAGUAUUUCACAUACGACAAUUUAAAAAACUUUAUGAGAGAAUUAAAAAUGACAAAUAUUUAGUGGGACAGCGGUUGGUUAAUUACGAGCAUCGAAAUAAACAAGCGCAGAGAGUUACUAAUUAA